AUGCCACGCAACGAUCUCAUUGACGAUGAGGCGCACGGGGUCGACGGAGAGCACGACGAUUCGUCCACACCAACAGGAUCCCAAGAGGACCUGGACGUCAAACGUCCUCAGUCACUAUCUGGCGAGAUUGCGUUCAUCGUCGUGGUCUGCAUGGCCCAGCUUGUGAGCCAAGCUGGUCUUGGCCAAGUGAUAUCAAUUCUCCCUGUUCUUGGGGAAUCAUUUGGUAUCGGCAACAACAUGAGUCAACUUUCGUGGUUUCCGGCUGCCUACUCUCUGACGGUGGGAACAUUCAUCCUAGGUGCCGGUCGUUUGGGCGAUUUGUACGGCCAUAAACUCCUCUUCACUGCUGGAUUCUUCUGGCUUGCGAUCUGGACACUGAUUGCCGCAUUCGCGGAAUCCAGUGGGCCUGUGUUUUUUUGUUGCUGUCGGGUUCUUCAGGGCAUUGGCCCUGCCUUUCUACUUCCCAAUGGAAUGGCUAUUUUGGCGAGAUCAUAUGAGCCAGGGAUGCGCAAGGAAAUGGUAUUCAGCGCCUUCGGGUCUACGGCACCCAGUGGAUUCAUCUUUGGAGGUCUGGUUUCCGCUCUCGCUGCCAAAUAUCGAUCGUGGCCUUGGGGAUUCUGGUUUAUGGCCAUUUUGGAAGCGGUCUGCGGUAUUGUCGCCAUAUUCCUGGUUCCACGCACCCCAACACCGCGAAAGGAAACAACGCACAGUCCAUGGGCAAGAAUGGAUAUCGCUGGAUGCGUCACAGGGAUUAGCGGCCUCAUCCUUUUCAACAUUGCCUUGAACAUAGCCCCCGGAGCGCAAUGGCAGGGCCCAUACAUCUAUAUCCUCCUGAUCGCUUCGUUGGUGUUCUUCGCCAUCACACCAGACAUUAGCUUCGUCCUGGCCACCUUGGCAUGUGGAUGGGCUGCGUUUGGAGUCUGGGUAUUCUAUGGCUGGGAGUUUGUUCAGAACUUUCGAGGCAUCUCACCUCUAUUUGCUUGUCUGCAGUUUUCGCCUGCAGCCAUCAGCGGGGUUAAUCCUUCAGAAACUGCCUGCCAGUGUGGUCAUGAUGAUCUCUGCAGCGGCCUUUUGCACAGCCGACAUUCUCUAUGCCACCAUGCCUAUCAAACAGAGCUACUGGGCGCAGCUGUUUGUGUCCAUAAUAGUGAUGCCUUGGGCAUGGAAAUGUCCUUUCCAGCUUCCAAUAUUCUACUUUCAAACGCGAUGCCUCAAGAACAUCAAGGAGUCUCAGCCAGCUUGGUUGCAACCAUUAUGAAUUAUGCGAUCUCUUUGGGUCUCGGAUUUGGUGCAAUAGUCGAGACUGAUCUCAACAAGAACGGAACAGAUCUCUUGAGGGGCUAUCGAGGAGCCUGGUACUUAGGCGUCGGGCUUGCUGCGUCUGGCAUCAUCCUCACGAUGUUUUUUGCUCUUCAUGAGCACAGGAAGUCUAUUCCAACGAAGAAAAAAGCGGCUUCGGGAGAGGAGUAG
Messenger RNA from Aspergillus novofumigatus IBT 16806, 1470 nucleotides. RefSeq names its product MFS transporter. Gene Ontology annotation, molecular function: transmembrane transporter activity. Gene Ontology annotation, cellular component: membrane. The transcript has 5 exons. The coding region runs from base 1 to 1470 and encodes 489 amino acids. The record is from RefSeq and is a predicted model, not a curated record. Gene Ontology annotation, biological process: transmembrane transport. Lineage: Eukaryota; Fungi; Ascomycota; Eurotiomycetes; Eurotiales; Aspergillaceae.